AUGCCUUACUCGCCAGUGAACUUCUAUGAUGCCGAUCUCAAGAUCUGGAGCGGAGAGCCAGUGGAGCACUACUUUGACCCACAUCUGUCUAUCGGGGAGAUCAUCUUCCACGAGAUGCGGCGUCAUCCCAAGCUCAUUGCCCAGAUCUCGGCCACGGAGAACACUGUGCUGACCAGACAAGAGCUCCAUACCAACUCGAUGAAGAUUGCCAGUUAUAUGCGCUCCUUGGGUCUCCUCCUCUGCGAUGGAGAUGAGUUCGAGAAGGUGCGAGUUGCCACAGCAUCCCUGGAUGUAAAGAUCAUCACCAUGCGCAAUCAUUCAUCGGACUCUAUUAGUAUUGAUGAAGUUUUAACCACUCCCAUUGAGAAAAUGUUCCAACCAGCUCGUUUGGAACAGGGCAACGAUCAGAAUCUGGCUAUUCUCUGCUCUUCUGGUACCACUGGAACUCCCAAGGCGGUUACCAUUACCAACAGCCGACAUAUCCUGGCUGCCAACAACCACCUGACCACAGCUGACAUUCAAUACUCCCACAACACCCUCGAUUGGAUAAGCGGUCUAUUGACCACUGUAACCUCUGGAGUGUUGAGCACCACCCGGAUCAUUGCUGACAAUGCCUUUGAUCCCGCCUUUGCCCUGCGAAUCAUUGAGGAGUACAAGGUAACGUGGCUUAUUCAGCCGCCAUCCUGUAUGGCCAUGAUGGUGAAUUCUCCGGAAUUCGAGACCUGUGAUCUGUCCAGUCUGCGGUACUUCGUCUUCGGUGGAUCUCGUGCUGCAAUAGAGGUGCAGCAGGCCAUCAGGAGUCGGCUGAGCAGCGACUGCCUGCAGUUUAUGUAUGGAUUCACGGAACUCGGUGCCUUGGCCACCUACAAUUGUCACUUUGACGAGAAGCCCAACUCGGUGGGACGUUUGGUAAGGGGCCUCGAGAUGAAGAUCGUCUCUGAAGAUGGCCAAUCCCUUGGACCGGGCGAGAUGGGCGAAGUGUGGAUCAAGAAUAACCAACACUGGGCAGGUUACUAUGGAAACCAGCUUGAAAGUCGGAACAUGAGAGAUUCUCAGGGAUGGUAUCACUCCGGAGACCUGGGAUACAUGGAUCAAGACGGCUUUCUGUACAUCGUUGAUCGCAAAAAGGACAUGCUGAGGUGCUUGGAAACAAUGUACUAUCCCCACGAUAUUGAAUGCGAUGUAGCCGAUGUCUGUGUCUUUGGGGUGUGGGAUCAAAUCAACGGGGAUAAGGCUGCUGCCGCUGUGGAAAAGAAACUUGGGAGCGAUCUGAGAGCCGAGGAUGUUGUGGAGUAUGUGAGGAAGCGAACGGAUUCCAAGUAUAAGCACCUGAAUGCAGGAGCCAUCAUUGUGGACGAACUGAAGCGCAGCUCCAACGGAAAGACCAACAGAAUGGCCAACAAGGAACACUACUUGCAAGUGAAGUCUGAAACCGUCUUUGUCCAUGUAGCCAAGAUCUCCGGAGUGAUACCAUCGCUCGGGAUCUCGCAUCUGGCGGGACUCCAGCUGGUUUCCAUAGUAACCUGCCCAGUGUUGAUUAUUCUUGAUACACACUUCGCCCAUCUCACCAGGUCCAAGGGAUUUGCCAUCCUCAGAUACUAUUUUCAGCUUGAGACCGUCGGCCAAACGUCCCACCGAGUUGGGCUUCUCAUCAAAGUGACAAUUGGCAAAGACGGGAUCAAAGGCAUUGUCAGCAAUGAUCCGAGUGGUGCUGAACACGCCAGAGGUUACAGUGGUCAAAAGACCGCUUAUCCAAUCGAGGGUGUUGUGGGAGUAUUGAAUGUCAGCUGUGGUCAGGUGGCUAUAAGUACCAGUUUUAAUGGGCAAAGAGCGACUGCAUCCAAGCGUGCUGCAGUUGCAAACGGCGCGUGCAUCACGAUGUUGGACCUCAAUGGUAAUCCCGCGACCACCUACGAUCCGAUCCAGAAGGUCUGGAGCGGCACCAGCAUCCAGAGCCUUUACAACGAGGACCUAACCGUGGGUCAGAUUAUCUACCGGCAGCUGCAACGGCAGCCCCAAAGGAUAUUUCAGAUUUCACACACGGACAACACACGGCUGACCCGCUUGCAGAUGCUGCAGAAUGCAUCCAAGGUUGGAUGCUAUCUGCGGGACCAGGGAUUCGACACGGAAACGGAUAUGGUGGGUCUUCUGGCCCGGAACUCCACCCAUGUGGCAGCGCUGGCCUACGGUUGCCUCUUCAAUGGCACACCCUUCCAUGCCGUCAAUCCCAAUCUGGAGCAGAAGACUAUUGCCAGUCUCUACAGGAUCACCAAGCCACGCAUCCUUUGCUGUGAUGUAGCGGACUACGAAAAGAUCAAGGACAUAGCUGCCUCCCUGGGAGCUCUGGUAGUGACGGUUAACGGGAAACUGCCAGGUGUCCUGAGUGCCACGGAUCUACUGCAGAAUCCCCUUCCCGAGGAUUACGAACCAGCGCAGUUCCUACGGGGAGUCGAUCGUACCAUGGCUAUCCUUUGCUCCUCGGGCACCACUGGAACGCCCAAGGCGGUGACUUUGUCCAACAGUCGCAAGCUGUUCGAGAUGCACAGCUACCUAGGACCAGAUGACGUUCAGUAUGCUCCUAGCACCUUGGACUGGCUGACGGGACUCAUCACCCUUGUCACAGCCGGGGUAUUCGGUACAGUUCGUCUAAUUUCCAGCGAUAUAUUCAGCACCGCACACUUCCUCGAUUUGUGCGAGCAGCACGAAAUCAGCUGGACCAUUAUGGCCAAUUCCCAUGUGGCCAUGUUGGCCAACUGUCCAAAGACUAGCACCCAGAGGCUACAGAGCCUGAAACAUUUGCUCUUUGCUGGUGGCCAUUGUCUAGUUGGGACUUUAAAGAAAAUGCAGUCCUUCCUGCAUGGUCCCGGUAUCCUAAGGAAUGCCUAUGGCCUGACCGAGGUGGGAACGCUAAUCUCCUACAACUACGACACCCAAACGAGGCCCACUUCGGUGGGUCGCCUCAUGGCGAACAUUCGAGUGAAGAUUGUGGACUCAUCGGGCCAGUUGCAGGGACCCAAGGGUAUGGGUGAGGUGCUCUGCCACAAUGGACAGUCCUGGAACGGAUACUUUGGAAAUCCCCAGGCCACGGCGGAGAUGAGAGACUCUGAGGGAUGGUAUCACACCGGUGAUGUGGGCUACUUCGACCAGGACAACUACCUGCACAUUGUGGAGCGCAAAAAGGAUAUGCUAAAGUAUCUCGGAAUGAUGUACUAUCCCCACGAAGUGGAGGAGGUGAUAGCCCAGAUGGCCGAUGUGGCCGAGGUCUGUGUCUUUGGCAUCUGGCGGGAAAUGGAGGGUGAUGCUGCCGCCGCAUCUGUAGUCCUCCGAUCCGGCAGUAACCUAAAUCCCAGCCAAGUGGAGCAGUUUGUGCGAAAGAACGUAUCCGUGCAGUUCAAGCAUCUCCAUGGUGGAGUACAGAUAGUUCCCCAGCUGGCGAAAAGCGCCAACGGCAAGGUCAAUCGACAUGCUGUUAAAGCGGCAUAUUUAAAAAAUGCGAACAAAUCUUGAA
Molecule: messenger RNA, 3508 nt
Organism: Drosophila serrata
Lineage: Eukaryota; Metazoa; Arthropoda; Insecta; Diptera; Drosophilidae
Product: Acyl-CoA synthetase X2
Biological process (GO): fatty-acyl-CoA biosynthetic process; long-chain fatty acid metabolic process
Molecular function (GO): long-chain fatty acid-CoA ligase activity
Source: RefSeq, a predicted model, not a curated record